AUGCAUUCUACCCUGCAGGAGGCACGCCUCAUACACCGUUCUUUCAAGUCAAGCUGUCGAUACUGCUCCGCACGCACGCAGUCAUCCCGAAGAUCGUUUCAUCGAACUUCGACACUCAGAAACACCACCGACCCAGGAUCAAAUUCGAACAGCGAGUCUGCUCCACCAGCAGGGCCAGGCAAGGAUGCCGCGGACAAUAGGACGUCGCCAACGCGGGACGGUGCCAGCUCGGUAGUACCACAGUUGCCAGUCACAGCGCCAUCGCUAGGUCGGACUGGGGAGCAGAACCAAACAAAUGGCUUCUAUGGCUCCAGCUUCAACAGAAGACAACGGGUGCGAGCACAGCAAGAGGUCACGGAGCCGCCAUUCUCGGUGCCAGAAUGGUUUGUGGACAGCAAUGUUGCGCUGUGGUCAGAUCUUGCGGCGAGACCGAAUGAAAUUGGAACCACCGAUGACUUCCUAGAAGCAAAGACGAAAGGAGAAGGAGGUCCGCCUGGAGGCGACAGCGAAGACAAACCGUCGCGUCCGCGCAGCGAUGAUUCUCGACCCACCCUUCGCGACUUCACCUUACUCGAUGUCUCCAGAACGGACGCAUCAAAAGAGCAAGAUAAUUCAUCGGAGAAUAACCAAGAAAAUACACCACGCUACUACCUCGAAAAGGCACAGUGUGAGGAAGUUCUCACAACAUUAAGAGGAUCCCUUCGAACUGCAGCAAAUACCAGCCAGAAUCAGGGAGAGCCUGCUGUCAAAGCGAACAAUGUAAUUAUCCGUUAUGCGGGCAAGGACGCAGAGAAUCUCUUAGACGAGCUGGUUCGAUCUCUGGCUACCUCGUAUGGCAGCCAUCUGGUUGACUUGGAUGUUCAGGACAUUUCGGACCUCAUCAGUCAAGCACGCACACGUGGUGAAUACUCUAUCGCUGAAGCGCGAAUGCUCAGCUACGAUGCGCUGGUACCCAGUCCGCGCAGCAACGACAGCGGCCAGACGGAGCCUUCUGAGGACAUGAACGACGAAUUCGCACCAGGUUCUGAUGCUCCGGACAUGGACAUCUCGGAGAUGGGCUUUCCUUCGAGUAGCAGCAAAAGUCCAUCGAUCAUGAAGGCCUUCACCAUUGAUUUGACAAAUCUAGGAGACUUCGGUUCGCGCCUCACUCGUCUCGACGGUAGACAUUCGAGGCGUGGAAACAAUCUAUUAGGGGCUGGCGGUAGAUCGCACUCGUUCGGGCAAAGUUACUCAAGGGCGGCGUCGCCAGCUGGCCCUUUUUCCGGUCUGUGUGAGAGCCUCCUGUCUACUAUCGCGGCCAAGAAAGCACGCGCCACGACACCGGACCAGGCAACGGAAGACCGUCGGAACGCUCUGACUGACAAACUUGGACUUCCUCGAAAUUCGACGCUCGUUCACGUCAAAGAUAUCAAUAACAUAGAGGAUAUUGCGAUUGGUCACACCUUCAUGAACGACUUGUGCCUCGCCGUUGAAGCAAAGCGCCAGCAAGGGGAACAUAUGAUCAUUGUCGGGACGGAGUGCCCGAAACAUCAUCUCGAGGACGCCCAGGGAAGGGAAGCCAGACACUUUGAAGCUCUACAGCAGACACCCAUGCCAUCAGAAACAGACGUUGCACGCAUUAUUGUCGUCACCCCACCCAGAUCAGUGUGGAAGUCCAACAACGCGAAGAUGUCCGCUCUCAGUCGAUCGAGACGAAUAGCAAGUAUCAAUCUUAGACACAUCUGGCAGAUGAUGCGGGUGUGGGAGACGGGCCCUAAUAUAGUGAUCGAGCCGUUUUCUUCGCACCUCAAACCAGGUUUCUGGAAGGAACCAUUCUUACAGAACCUCACGAUCAAGGACAGGUACAAUAUUUCCCAGGAGGUCUGGUCUUUUCAGUACGUUCAUCGCUUAGUCAGUUACAUGCGUGGUCUGGGCGAUGGCAGGGAAGCCCCCAUGGAGAUGGGAUUGUUCCAGCCAGUCAUAAGCUAUGCAAUUGAUAAGCUGGCCGAGAGCGACCUUAGCAAGUUGAGGUCGGGAUCCUCGUCGCAAUCCCAAGUGGAGAAAGCAUUGCGAGCCCUCAGAGGUGGCGCUCGGGGCGAUAUCAAAGGCGACGACGCAAAAUUGAGCAGAGUUCGAGCUCAGGCCAACAAGCACGAGACACGAUUACUGAGCGGCGUGAUCGAGUCAGACAAGAUGAGCACGACAUUUGACGAUGUCCACGCACCAGCAGAGACCAUUGAGGCUCUGCAAACAUUGACUACGCUCUCGCUCAUCAACCCCGAAGCGUUCACUUACGGCGUACUCGCAUCAGACCGCAUACCAGGUCUACUCUUGUACGGACCACCGGGCACAGGCAAGACUUUGCUCGCAAAAGCCGUGGCAAAAGAAUCGGGUGCCACAAUGCUGGAAGUUAGCGCUGCAGACCUCAACGACAUGUACGUGGGCGAGGGUGAGAAGAACGUCAAGGCGCUCUUCAGCUUGGCCAAGAAGUUGUCGCCCUGCGUGGUAUUCCUCGAUGAAGCAGACGCCAUGUUCAGCGCUCGGUCUGCCAACGGCCGACGCGUCAGUCAUCGUGAGCUGCUAAAUCAGUUCCUGAAGGAGUGGGAUGGCAUGAGCAAUGAUGCCGGGAGCGCGUUCUUGAUGGUUGCAACGAAUCGGCCCAUGGACUUUGACGAUGCAGUGCUGCGGCGCUUGCCGAGGAGGCUGCUUAUUGAUUUGCCGACUGAGAAGGACCGGCACGCCAUUCUCAAGAUUCAUCUCAAGGCCGAACAGCUGAGUGAGGGUCUUGACUUGGCUGAUCUGGCAAAGCGUACCCCCUUUUACUCGGGCUCAGACCUGAAGAAUCUGUGUGUCGCCGCUGCACUGACUGCGGUGAAGGAGCAACAUGAUCUAUCCAGGAAAGCGGCUUCUGCCGAGACUGCCUCUGUACCAACCUCGAAAUCUGCAGCAGGAGACGAGACGACAGGUGACCUCAGCACGGAUUUUGCGGAUGACUUCCCAAGCCAUCCACUUACUGCGGAGAAGCUAAUAUCGACGCUGAAACCUUCGAUGAGGAAAGAUAAGGUGGAGCUGAUUGCACGUCUGGUGAAGGAGAAGGGCCAAUCGUCGGGGAUGUCUGACACCACCGCCCAAGAUUCUGGCGAGGAAAAGCCUGAGGAGCAAGCGACCGCACAACAAGAAGCAGCACCGUCACUACCCGCAGAUGCCACCGAGUCGCCCAUUCAUCAUGAACCUGCUCCUUCUUCUGGCCCGAAGAAACGCGUCCUAACCCGCGCACACUUCGACAAAGCCCUCGAAGAGAUCACGGCCAGUGUGUCAGAAGACAUGAACAGUCUGAAGGAGAUCAAGAAGUUUGAUGAUGUCUAUGGAGACAAGCGGUCGCGCAAGAAACGAGCGCCGAAAUGGGGGUUCACCGACCCUGUGGUCGCUAGCGAGGUGCUGGAUACUGUGAAGGUGAGGAAGGAGGUUGUGCGGGCGAGACGAAAUGGAGGCGGAUUUGGGGGCUUGCCGUAG
Messenger RNA from Cyphellophora attinorum, 3492 nucleotides. Its product is annotated as Protein MSP1. NCBI's taxonomy places the organism in Eukaryota, Fungi, Ascomycota, Eurotiomycetes, Chaetothyriales, Cyphellophoraceae. Gene Ontology annotation, cellular component: mitochondrial outer membrane. The record is from RefSeq and is a predicted model, not a curated record. The coding region runs from base 1 to 3492 and encodes 1163 amino acids. The transcript has 2 exons. Gene Ontology annotation, molecular function: ATP hydrolysis activity; ATP binding.